This is a messenger RNA of Aspergillus melleus, 489 nucleotides long. RefSeq lists its product as uncharacterized. The coding region runs from base 1 to 489 and encodes 162 amino acids. The transcript has 2 exons. The record is from RefSeq and is a predicted model, not a curated record. NCBI's taxonomy places the organism in Eukaryota, Fungi, Ascomycota, Eurotiomycetes, Eurotiales, Aspergillaceae.
AUGGCCUGGCUAUCAGCAGUUUCAACAGUACUCUCUCUGACAGCCUAUCCCAUAACUUAUCUCGCCUACUUUGGAUAUGGCGUCUUGCGACUACUCGUAAACUUACUGAUAGGCCUGGCCCGCUAUCCGCUGCGAUUAGUCCUUCUCCCCUUCAGGGUCCUGGCUCAAUUCGAGGCCAUUCUCAUCUUCAUCACGGCAGCCGCCUGUAUUGGUCUCGUUCUUGGCGUGAUGUUGUAUUGCACCACGCACUUGACGGUCGAACUGUUCAAUCAAUGGCUGGGGUUCAUCGUCUCGAGCUCCCCCUUGAAGCCGGAUAUUGAAUCUAUAAACAAGAGAUACGCGAGACCGGGUACUUCGGCUCUGGUCAGUGGUGGCCGUCUAGAAUGGGGCGGAAAGAAGUCCCUUGAACCUUGGGGUGCGAGUGGGCCUUCGACUUCGACCAUACUGGAGGAGGACGAUGAAUACAGCUCGGCAUACUUGGAGGACUAA